GCUCAUUGACGUCCCCACACACAAACGCCGAUACUUCCUGGGACAAGUACACAAACGGAUAUUUCUUCUCCUUAUACCCACGGACAUUAGCAGUGUCGACGACAGUCGAGGGAGGGACAAAGAGAGCAAGCAACAAGGGCCAAUAGGUCAUAGGAUGGAGCAAAGCGCCCCGUUUGGCGCCUACCUUGGCAACAUUUGAUCUUAAUGAGGUAAACCGUGAACUUAUAAAAGGGCCAGGGGUGCGAGGUACCCCCUUCGUUUUCUUCGUAUCUAUUUCCCCCUCCUCCCUUCAUUCAUACUUCAUUCAUUCUACAUUCCAUCCCACAAUGACCCCUGCGACCCCCAUUGCCGACCUUGCAAAGGAAUGGCUGCGACUCGACCAGAACCCAGAGACCCGCAAGGAGAUUGAGGCCUUGCUCGAGACCAACAACACUGUCGAACUCGAACAGCGUCUCCGCAAUCAUAUCGAAUUCGGCACUGCUGGUCUCCGCGCUGCAAUGGAGGCUGGAUUCUCACGUAUGAACGACCUGACAGUCAUCCAGGCCUCGCAGGGACUAUGCCUGUAUGUGCUAGAUCAUGUCAAGGAUGCCAAAGAACGCGGUGUCGUCAUUGGGCAUGAUCAUCGCCACCAUUCUAGUGACUUUGCCCGACUGACCGCCGGUGUCUUCCUGUCCAAGGGCGUCAAGGUCUAUGCGUUCAAGGAUCUGGUUCACACUCCCAUGGUUCCCUUUGGUGUAAAGUCAUUGAACGCUGCCUGCGGUAUCAUGAUCACAGCCUCACACAACCCCAAGAAGGACAAUGGAUACAAGGUUUACUGGGAGAACGCAUGUCAGAUCAUCCCUCCCCACGAUGAAGGGAUUGCCAAAAAGAUUCUCGAGAACCUGGAGCCUUGGGUCUGGGAUUACAAGUCAUUCGAAAACCCUGCUCUGGUCGACCCCACCGAAAAGCUGGUUCCUGCCUACUUUGAUCAGGUCCAAUCGCUUUGCAUCGCCAAGGAGGCCAAUGCUGCUUCAGAGACCAAGUUUGUCUACACAGCCAUGCAUGGAGUCGGCUAUCCAUUUGCAAAGCAAGUUUUUGAGCGCUUUGGCUUCAAGCCAUUGAUCCCCACCAAGGAGCAGAUCCAGCCCGACCCAGAGUUCCCUACAGUGGCGUUCCCUAACCCUGAAGAGGGCAAGGGUGCCUUGGCAUUGGCGUUCAAGGCCGCAGACGAGGCUGGUGCAUCGGUCGUGUUUGCAAAUGACCCUGAUGCGGAUCGAUUUACUGUCGCAGAGAAGCAGGAGAAUGGAGAGUGGGUCCUGUUCACCGGUAACCAGAUCGGAACCAUGUUUGCCUGCAACGCCCUCGAUAACUGGAGAUCCUCUGGAAAGAGCGAUGCCAAGGUGGCGAUGUUGUGCUCGACCGUCUCCUCAAGCAUGCUGGCCAAGGUUGCAAAGACAGAGGGCAUCCAUUGGGAGGACACACUGACAGGAUUCAAGUGGAUCGGAAACAGGGCCAUUGAUUUGGAGAAGGAGGGUUAUGAUGUUAUUUUCGGAUAUGAGGAGGCCAUUGGAUUCAUGUUGGGCAGUAUUGUUCGCGACAAAGACGGUGUCAGUGCCCUGGGAUGCUUUGCCCAGAUGGCAGCGAAGCUGUACAAGGAUGGAAUUAGGAUCUCACAGUAUCUUGACAGCCUUUAUAAGAAGUACGGCUACUUCUCCUCGGCCAAUUCGUACUUUAUUUGUUACGAACAAGACACGAUCAACAGGAUCUUUGACAAGAUGCGUUUCGGUGCCUCACCCCAAGCGGACGAGAGCGGACGGUUUACACACAAGCCUGUCUACCCUACCCACAUCGGAUCGCACAAGGUCGUGAACGUGCGCGAUUUGACACUGGGAUACGACACAUCGAAGAAGGACGGUGUGCCUACGCUGCCUGUGUCGCCUUCAGCACAGAUGAUUACAUUCUACCUCGAGAACGGCUGUGUGUUCACGCUGCGCACGAGUGGAACGGAGCCGAAGAUCAAGUACUAUCUCGAGGUGUCAUCAUCGACGCAUGACGAAGCCGAGUCACAGGCCAAGGAGAUCGAGGCUGCCAUGUGCAAGCAGCUGCUCGAGCCCGAGGCCAACGGCCUGAAGUACCGCACUUCAGCUUGAGAAACGUACCAUGAGGAUACCAUGAUACCAUGAAAUAAAUUUAAAUACCUUU
Molecule: messenger RNA, 2181 nt
Organism: Gamsiella multidivaricata
Lineage: Eukaryota; Fungi; Mortierellomycota; Mortierellomycetes; Mortierellales; Mortierellaceae
Exons: 4
Coding region: 327-2129 (600 amino acids)
Biological process (GO): carbohydrate metabolic process; purine ribonucleoside salvage
Molecular function (GO): magnesium ion binding; phosphopentomutase activity
Source: RefSeq, a predicted model, not a curated record